This is a messenger RNA of Gloeophyllum trabeum ATCC 11539, 1605 nucleotides long. RefSeq names its product ArfGap-domain-containing protein. Lineage: Eukaryota; Fungi; Basidiomycota; Agaricomycetes; Gloeophyllales; Gloeophyllaceae. The record is from RefSeq and is a predicted model, not a curated record. Bases 65 to 1516 code for a protein of 483 amino acids. The transcript is spliced from 6 exons. Gene Ontology annotation, biological process: COPI coating of Golgi vesicle. Gene Ontology annotation, molecular function: GTPase activator activity.
CUCGUCCUCUUCCCUAGAAUCCUUACCGGCUACAGCUGUUACUCUGCGCACAGAAUUAUCGACAAUGGCUGAUCCUUCGAAGGCAGAGACGGAACAGGUAUUCAAGGUGCUCAAGUCGCAGAAGGCGAACAAGAUGUGUUUUGAUUGCCAAGCUCGAAAUCCGACAUGGUCGAGUGUUACGUUUGGCGUAUAUAUCUGUUUAGACUGCUCGAGUGUGCACCGUAAUAUGGGUGUUCACAUCAGUUUUGUGCGGUCCACUAAUUUAGACAGCUGGCAACUAAACCAGCUGCGUACUAUGAAAGUUGGAGGCAAUGCGUCUGCGACAGAAUUCUUUACUCGGCACGGAGGAUCUGCGCUCCUCAGCGACUCGGACACGAAGCGGAAGUACACGAGCAGAGUUGCGGAGCUGUAUAAAGAAGAACUCGCGAGACGCGUCAAGGAGGAUGCUACGAGAUUCCCUGAUCGGAUAUUCGUCGAGGGGAUGGCUGAUGUCGUUGUUCCUGCUGCCAGCAAAGCCGAGGCGGGUGAUGACGACGAUUUCUUCUCAUCCUGGGAUAAGCCCAAAGCUGCGACGCCUCAACCGACUCCGACUGCGUCCAAACCCCCGACGAUUGGCCGGACGACAACGCCAGCAUCCCGGACGGUCACAUCGUCUUCUCUGCGAUCCAACUCAACCUCGAGCACCGCCAACCGGCCUGCGAAGCUCGGAGCCUCCCGCCUGAAUUCCGCAGGAUCGGCCGUAUCGCUGUCCACUCCCGCCGCGUCUGCGCCAAAAAAGUCGAAACUCGGCGGGCUCGGCGCGAAGAAGGCAGCGGCACCGCUCGACUUUGAGGAAGCGGAGAAGAAGGCCGCGGAGGAGGCUGAGCGGAUAAAGCAGCUGGGGUAUGACCGGCAGAAGGAGAAGGAGGAAGAGGAGCGGAGGAAGAGGGAGGCGGACUUGCUCGAGGCGGCGGCGGCGAAGAUGAAGGCCAUGGAGUUGAAUACCAAGGCGGCGACUGGCGGGACGGGUGGAGGACUCGUCAGUCCCAAAGGCAACGGCAUUGGCAAUGAACGGCUCGGGAUGGGCAUGAAGCGGUUAGGAUUCGGCGGGAUACCGGUCGCAGCGGCUGUCGCGGCAUCAUCGUCUAGGAGCAGUUCGGUGCUGGACGACGCGCCCACAACGGCUCGGGAUAAAUUCGGAAAUCAGAAAGCCAUCUCGUCCGACAUGUUCUUCGGCCGGGGCUCGUACGACCCAACGGCGGUCAGUGAGGCACAGCAGCGGCUGCAGGCGUUCCAGGGUGCGACGUCCAUCUCGUCCAACCAAUACUUCGGGCGGGACGAGGAGGACGAGAUGGCCGCGAGUAUGAGUCAAGAUGGCGCGCUCUUGGGCGACGGCAGUCUUGCUGGCUUGGAAGUGGCAGCGCGUGAUGCCAUCGCCAAAGUCUUGGCCAACCCAGAUGUGCAAAGUGCCGCCGAGAGUAUCAGGUCGGGCGCUUUGAAAUUGUCCGACUACCUUGCCCAGAUGUCGGAGCGGUGAUUCUUGGCUGUGUUAUUUCAUUUGUGUUCUCAGUAGUAGGAUAGGGUUUGUGUGGAUUAUAUCGAUUAUAGUAGGCUGUCUGUCUCGUC